Messenger RNA from Oncorhynchus nerka (sockeye salmon), 1009 nucleotides. Its product is annotated as G-protein coupled receptor 12-like. Gene Ontology annotation, molecular function: G protein-coupled receptor activity. Bases 26 to 1009 code for a protein of 327 amino acids. NCBI's taxonomy places the organism in Eukaryota, Metazoa, Chordata, Actinopteri, Salmoniformes, Salmonidae. The transcript has a single exon. Gene Ontology annotation, biological process: adenylate cyclase-activating G protein-coupled receptor signaling pathway; regulation of metabolic process. Gene Ontology annotation, cellular component: plasma membrane; cytoplasm. The record is from RefSeq and is a predicted model, not a curated record.
UGAUGAUUCACUCUCUGCGGCAGCUAUGAGUAACCAAUUCCAAAACACCUCUUCCCCAAUCUGGAGUGUUCAAGAAGGAGGGAAUUCCACGCCACCUCCAACAUUUGAGCUGGAGCCGGUGCCUGUCAGCGUGAAUCCCUGGGAUAUAGUAUUGUGUGUCACAGGGACCCUAAUGUCCUGUGAAAAUGCAAUCGUGAUUGCCUUAAUUAUUUACACGCCCACCCUGAAAGCGCCCAUGUUCGUGUUGAUAGGGAGCUUGGCUUUUGCGGACCUACUGGCAGGGCUUGGUUUGAUAGUGAAUUUCACCAUCACCUACAUAUUUGAUACGGGAUUCGCGACGCUGCUAUCAGCUGGACUGCUCAUCACUGCCUUUUCGGCCUCCGUUCUCAAUAUCCUGGCAAUCACUGUGGAUAGAUACCUGUCCCUCUACAACGCACUGACUUACCACACGGAAAGAACAGUGAUUUUUACCAUCGUCACACUGGUGCUCAUUUGGGUGACUAGCAUCACUCUGGGCGCGUUACCGAUCAUGGGUUGGAACUGCCUUAAGGAUGAGACUACUUGCAGUAUUUGCGCUCCCAUUGAUAAAAAUCACGCUGCAGCGCUGGCUGUGACUCUUCUUUUUGUAUUCGCACUCAUUUUGCAACUAUACCUCCAGAUUUGCAAGAUUGCUUUUCGUCACGCGCAGCAAAUCGCCGUGCAGCACCAGUUCAUGACUACCUCCCACUCCUCCUCCACCACUAAAGGGGUCUCCACCCUCUCCAUUAUACUUGGCACAUUUGCAUUGUGCUGGAUCCCCUUCGCCAUGUACUCUCUGGUGGCGGACAUCAGAUACCCCCCCAUCUAUACCUACGUCACCGCUCUCCCAGCCAUUUGUCACUCAAUGAUAAACCCCAUCAUUUAUGCUUUCAGAAAUCCCGAGAUACAGAAAUCUAUGAGACUGGCUUGUUGUUGUGGAUGUGCAUCUUCCAACUUCCCUCUGCGACCAAGGACGCCAAGUGUUGUCUAG